Molecule: messenger RNA, 466 nt
Organism: Mercenaria mercenaria
Lineage: Eukaryota; Metazoa; Mollusca; Bivalvia; Venerida; Veneridae
Exons: 2
Coding region: 23-451 (142 amino acids)
Source: RefSeq, a predicted model, not a curated record
CGUAUUAUUGCAAAAUUCCAAGAUGGAGGCAAAAGCUGGGGAAACAACUGGGACGACGCAAAACGCGACAGAAAUUCACCUGGAUGAUGAAAAACAACCAAAAGACGACCAUUUUCAGGGAGCUACUUUAGAAAUAAAUGGAGAUGGAGCUCAGCCACAUGCCGAAGCAGAGGUGGAGUUUGCUGGACCGCGUUUCGAUCGAAACCGUCCGGGUUCUACUAUCGGACGUCAGUCCGUGCGCAGUACAUCUAGCAGAACGUCACUGAAGGCUGGGGGCUAUAAAUCGGAGAAAAUGUCCGAACAAUACUUUUGCUACAAAGAGACUGCACUAGAUGAAGCAGCAGGAAAAUGUAAAAGUAAGGAAUACAAGGCAGACUUAGAUGGCAAUAUUACCGGAACCUGGCUGCUGACAGAGUACGUUUCUAGAAUAUUUAACCCUUAUCACGACUGAUUCUGUCUUUGCGAC